Molecule: messenger RNA, 3128 nt
Organism: Octopus bimaculoides (California two-spot octopus)
Lineage: Eukaryota; Metazoa; Mollusca; Cephalopoda; Octopoda; Octopodidae
Product: retinoic acid receptor RXR-alpha-B
Biological process (GO): retinoic acid receptor signaling pathway; regulation of DNA-templated transcription
Cellular component (GO): nucleus
Molecular function (GO): zinc ion binding; sequence-specific DNA binding; nuclear receptor activity
Source: RefSeq, a predicted model, not a curated record
GAUGUACCAAGAACAGAUAACUCCCACACAACCACAGCUGCCACUAAGACAAACCUCAGCCACAGAGAGAGAGAGACACCCAGCAGUUAUCUGUGUGUAUAUAUGUUUAUAUAUCAACGCAUACACAUAUAUACACACACACUCUCGUUCAUACAUCCAUAUAUUUAUAGACGAAUAUAUUAGGUGUAUAUAUAAAUUGUUACUUUAACACCGUGGAGGUCAGUGUUUCUCUAUUUUCCCUUACGGCUCCUCAUUAACACGCGCGCGCGCACUCCGCCUUCUUAAUUACAUACACAAUUAAUUAGAAUGUUUAUUUAAUUAUUAUCCAUUGGACUUUAAAACAAAGUCUUCCUUUACUCGCUUCCUGUUGUUGUUCAACCCCAGGUCUAUGUCGAUCCAGCAGACUUACGGUCAAAGGCGUUCCAGCUGUGACUAUCCUGUCUUAAACACCAGAAAUAUAUUCAGCAAUGUGUCCUGCCUUUAUUUCAGACCUUAAGACGUUCCACGUGUGACUACCACGUCUCCUAGAAACAUGAACCAAUGUGUCCAGUCUUAGUUUAAGACGCUGCGACAUUCCACUCGUGACUGUCCCGUCUUAUAGUUCAAAGACAUUAACUAAUGUGUCCUGCCUUAAUUGCGGGCUGUAAGACGUUCCAGCUGUGACUAUCUCGUCUUAUCUUUAUCGGAAACACAUCAAUUAAUGUCCUGCCUUCGUUUAAGAUGACUAGGUGCCAUUUGAGGCAGGUAUAUUAGCUGCAGUUUCUAGCAAGGUUAGUGACCUACCAAGCCUUCUGCUUUGGCUCGCUUCGUGUUGUUGUUUUAAUUGAAGACAGAAUUACUUGGAGCCGAGAGGGCAAUAUUCAUCUGUUCGGUUACGACGAACUUGGUGAGGGUCAAGCCAUAGUGCCCUUCACCUGCAACCACCAAAACGGGGUCAGCUUUGGCCUUGUGCCUCAAUAACACAUAUUUGUUAUUUGAAGCAGAUACUUUGAAAAUAUUCUAUGAAUUUAAUAAUAUAUACUCAACAAGCACGUACCCAAGCUCGGUCACUCAUCCUUACGUACAUACAAAUAUACGUACGUAUAUAUAUAUAUAUAUAUAUAUAUAUAUAUAUAUAUAUAUAUAUAUAUAUAGCUGCAUAUAUAGCACAGGUAUGUGUUUAGGAAGUUUAUAAACACACACAUAUAUAUAUAUAUAUAUAUAUAUAUUAUACACGCACCCACACAAACACUUGUAUGUGUUUAAAGAGUUUAUAAACAUCCCUACAUCCUAGACCGUUUUGUAAGCUUUAAAUAGAACCCCUUCAAUUAGGUUUUGUUGUUCCCUGAGAGCAGUUAUCAUCUCUAUCAUCGUCGACAAUUCCUGUAAAGGGACAAAUCCUUCCCCUUCUACAACAGAGCGGAAUGAAGAGACGCUAACUUCAUCUUUCUAUUUCUACAGGCACCUUCUCUUUAAAUGGCUGACACGGUAAAUGAGAAUGCCAUCGACAUUUCAGAAAGCGAUUCUGUCCAGCAGUGCAAUGAAGACCCCUUAAACUCCUCAAAGGAACUUGUUAUUACGAUCCAAUCUCCAGACAAAUUGAAUUCCUUGACAUCUGAUUAUUCGGAUGCUGAGAGAGGUUCCAACAUUGUUCUGGAAAACCAGGAGAUGACAUCCUCCAACAACUGUUCCCCGGAUCCUAAAGGUAAACUCAUUAUUACGAUGCCUUCUCCAACCUCAUCACAAAUGUCAAGCGGAACCGAAACCAUUCAAUUGGAAAUCUCCAAUGGAUCAUCAAUAGAUCAGAACUCCCCUACCAUGGAAAUGGACCAGUCUAAUAUCGGAUACUGUUUAGUGUGCAAUGAUCUUGGAUCGGGCUAUCACUACUCGGCAUUUUCUUGCGAGGGGUGUAAAGGAUUCUUUAAACGGACUGUCCAGAAGAAUUUGAUUUACAAGUGCAAAGACAGUGGAAACUGCAUCAUCAACAAAUUCACGAGAAACAGCUGCCAACAUUGUCGCUUCCAACGCUGUCUGCAAGUUGGUAUGAAAAGAGACGCUGUGCGAGAGGAUCGAACCCCUGGAGGCAAACAUCGACACAAACGGCGCAGAGUAGAAAAUAUUAUCGCAGAGAAUGAUGAUGGAGGUGGUGGUGGUGGUGGCGGCGGCACUUCAAGGAACCAGGAUACAUUACUGGAGAGGGUGAUCAGUGCAGCACCAGACAGGUUACCAAAGACAGGAGAAAUCUUUGCUGGUGAAGUUAAGAUUUGCAACCUGACUGGAAAUGAACUUCUUCAAUGUGGUUAUCUUGAGUUGAAAUAUAUCAUUGAUUGGGCCAAGAAAGUACCAGGAUUUCGAGAUUUAUGUAUCACAGACCAGACAGCUUUGUUGAAAUCCUCGUUCAUGGAAUUGAGUGUUCUUCGUCUGUCGUACAGAUCAAUGGGAAUGGACAAUGUGAUAAAGUUUGCUGAAGGUUUGCUCGUUCCAAUCAACUACGCUACCAACAUGGGUUGGGGCAAUGAACUCAUCAAUGCAUCUGUUGAGUUCUCCCUCUGUCUCAAGAGUAUUCAUCUUGACCACUCAGAAUUUUGUAUUCUCAAUGCUCUCGUCUUAACAUAUCCAGAUGCCUCAGGUGUACAAGACAAACAAAAGGUUGCUGCCAUGCAGACGAGAAUCCUCGACACACUGCGACGCUACGUCUCCAAGAAAUACUCCAGUGACCUCCAGCGUUAUGGCAAGAUGCUGCUACGUCUGCCAGCCCUUCGCACCCUCAGCGCCAAAGCUGCCGAACGUUUCCUCUCACUGACCCUGGAGGGCAGUUCCCACAUUAAUGAACUUGUGUCCCAAAUGAUCAGCUGAUCAAUGCUGACCCUUGAUCACUUUAACCACCACCACCAUCAUCACUCCCCCGACACCACCUGGUUUAAUGGUUGUGUGAGGAAUGUCUUCUUUUUUCACGGAACAAACAAAAACAACCGUUGUCUUUAUUCCCCCCCCCCCGGUUUCUUUAUUUUGUUCAUUGCUAAAACUUUAGCCAAUUUUUUGUCAUUUCAAUUAACCCUUGGAUGGAUACUGUUGGAGGGGAAAAGACACAUGCAUAUAAUCAACAUACAUUAUUUAGAUUUUUCAGAUUAACAAAGAUUGUUUGUUUU